Messenger RNA from Lolium perenne, 1268 nucleotides. NCBI's taxonomy places the organism in Eukaryota, Viridiplantae, Streptophyta, Magnoliopsida, Poales, Poaceae. The record is from RefSeq and is a predicted model, not a curated record.
UCGCCCCCGCCCCGCCCCACGUCGCCGCGGCGCGCUCAUUCACGUGCUCUUCCGAGGAAACAGAAAUUAGGCAUAUUCUCUACUCCUCCAGCUGUAUUGCCAUAAGAACACAGGGCUGAGACUUCUUAACCUGCGACCUCAUCUCCCCUGCCCGACGGACAAGCAAUCAAACACAUAGUACCUCGUCUCAUCUCGCUUCUUUCCCGGGAAAUUCAUUAGCAUGGCGGCGGAGCAGCAGACGAGGGUUAAGGGCGCCAGCGGGGGCAACAGGUUCGCCGCGGCGUGCGGCAUGCUGCGCCAGUACCAGUACAUGAUGGGGCAGGGGAGCGGCAGUAGAGCGGCCAUGGCGACCAUGGGCCUCAUGCCGGGCGCCGACGGUGUCGAGGCGGCGCAUGUGACGCCGGAGGAGAGGAUCAAGAACACCAUGGAGCUCCUGCUCUUCCCCCCGCGGCCCGGCACGCUCAUGGACAACUCGCAUCAAAGGAUCUUGGAGCCCGAGAGAGCGCAGCUGACCAUCUUCUACGACGGGAGGACCUUUGUGCUCGACGAUUUCCCCGCCGACAAGGCCGACCAACUGAUGCAGCUCGCCGGCUCCUUCGCCGCGCCGGCCGCCUCCGACGAUGAGCUCGUCUGCCCGAGCAUGCCGGUGCAGCAUUUCCUGGGAGGUAUUACUGCACUGCAGAACCUGUGCGUUUGUUCAGGCAUUCCCAGGAAUGCCUCGCUCCAGAGGUUCCUCGAGCAGAGGAAGGGCAGGAUCGCCGCGGCAGACCCGUACCUGGUGGCACCGGCUCGGGCGGCAAAUGAGACGGCCAAGCCUGUGGCUGUGGGAGACGGUGGCGCGCCGUGGCUCAGCGUCAACUCCGGGCUGAACCUCAACUGAAGAAUUUGAUUCAGCCAACAAGGCAGAAAGGUAUUGCUACUGCUUUUCCAUGUGUACGUACGUACGUGGGUGUUUAAGAGCUUGUUACUGUACGAUACUACGACCGUUAAUUGGCUGCGUCAGGGCAAUUGAUUCGGCGGCCAGCUACCUAUCAUCGCCUAAGUAGUGUACCCACCAUCAUCUGUUCGAGAAUUCUUUGGUGUGUAAGAGAAGAAUUCUUUUCAUGCUCAUAACAUGAGCUGGUCUCAUAUAUGAGUAUAUUAUAUUAAUUAAAGCAACUCGUGUAUGUCGUUCACUACGUGAGCUGCAAUAAAAUGAAAUGUAUUGGCAACAAACAAAGUUGUACUUGUUUGGUUCACACGUGAAAUAGCACCGUUUGUUCAUGUCA